This is a messenger RNA of Drosophila virilis, 5656 nucleotides long. It is a transcript of the gene mop, whose product is annotated as tyrosine-protein phosphatase non-receptor type protein myopic. Gene Ontology annotation, biological process: protein transport to vacuole involved in ubiquitin-dependent protein catabolic process via the multivesicular body sorting pathway; protein dephosphorylation; early endosome to late endosome transport. The record is from RefSeq and is a predicted model, not a curated record. NCBI's taxonomy places the organism in Eukaryota, Metazoa, Arthropoda, Insecta, Diptera, Drosophilidae. Gene Ontology annotation, cellular component: endosome. Gene Ontology annotation, molecular function: protein tyrosine phosphatase activity; protein binding.
UACCACAUCUACGGUCACACUGCACUUGCAGUGCAAUUUUCUGAAGUACAUUCUGCGAAAAACGUUUCCAAAUUACAAAUAAACUGAGCAGGCUAAACAAAACGACACAAUGGAGGCCGUGCCGCGUCUGCACAUGCUAUGGUUUGCCCUCAAAUCCAGCCCGGAGGGCACAUCGUUCGCAGCCCUAAAAAAGUACAUAGCCGAAUUCUAUCACGAAGAUCCGGAGGCCUUUUCCAAGGAGGUGCACGCUUUGGAAACGCUGCGCAACCAGGCGAUGCGCACCACCAAAGACGGCGCUCCAAUUAUGAAGCGCUACUAUUGCCAGCUGCAUGCGCUGCAGAACCGCUUUCCGCAGCUGGCGGAGCGCAGCAUCUUUACGUUCACCUGGAAGGAUCUCUAUCACAGCACCGUGCACGAGGUGAGCGACAUACGCUACGAACGUGCCGCUGUACUCUUCAAUAUUGCCGCCUCGCACACACAGUCGGGCGCUUCGGUGACGCGCGGCGAUGUCGAUGGCAUGAAAAUGGCCUGCACACAUUUUCAGGCCGCUGCAUGGGCCUAUAACGAGCUGCGGGAACGCUAUGCGAAUGUCAACAGUGGCGGUGAUUUUAUGACCACCGAACUGUUGGUCUUCCAGCAGCAGGUUUGCCUUGCUCAGGCACAGGAAUGUAUACUGGAAAAGUCGCUAAUUGAUAACCGGAAGCCGCACAUUGUGGCCAAGGUGACGGCACAAAUUGUUGUCUACUAUGGCGCAGCUCUGGCGGCGCUGCUAACCGGCGGCGACGAUGGACCCGUUGCUCAGGUGAUCGAUAGCUCCGUCUACAAGCUAUGGAAGAAAUAUGUCAAAUUCAAGAUAAACUAUCUGCACUGCAUAUUGUACUUGUAUCAGGGACAACAAGCUGAGGAGCAGCGCAAAAUGGGCGAACGUCUGACGCUCUACCAGGCGGCCUGGGACAAACUGGAGGAGGCACGCAAAGAGUCCAAGGGCCUGCCAGACCAAAAGGAAAUCAACGAGUCCCUCAGCUUCACCGCCGAUGUGGUCGAGGGCAAGCGCAAGAAUGCCAAAAACGAAAACGAGUUCAUCUACCAUGAGGCUGUGCCAGAGCUGACCACCAUUGCAGCUGUGCAGGGCGCCAAUCUGGUAAAUGGCAUUGGGUUUUCCGUAACGGAUGAGGAGGUUGCAGGCGCCGAUAUAUUUGCGCGAUUGGUGCCCAUGAAGGCGCACGAGGCCAGCUCCAUGUACAGCGAGGAGAAGGCGAAAUUGCUGCGGAAAUAUGGCGCAUUGCUGGAGGAGAAGGACACACAGCUGGAUAGCUACAUGAGCUCGCUAACCUUGGACAAUCUCAACAUAAACGAGGAGCAGGCCAACAAGCUGCCCCAGGGCAUUGUCGAUCGCUGUGCGGCGCUGCAUGCCAACAAAACAGCCAUCAGCGAUCUGAUCGAGGCCAUGUCCCAGCUGGCAGAGAUCACAGCCGAUGUGGAGACCAAUCUAAGUGAGCUAACGCACAUGCUCGAGGCGGAAGCCCAAGCGGAGCGCGAAUUUCAAGCAGCCAGCGGCGUGCAGCGUACACCCAAUGCCCACAUUACGGAAUUGACGCGCGAGUUCCAGAAAUACAGCGAAGCGCACGCCAGGGCAGGCGAGUCCAACAAUACGCUGCGCAAGGCCAUGAGUUUGCAUGUGAAUAAUCUAAAGAUCCUGGCGCGUCCACUGCAGGAAAUACAACAGCUGAUGCCCAAGCUCAGCUCGGAGCUGAACACCACAGAGAUUUUCAAGGAUGUCAAAUUGAUUGUGAACAAGGUGAAUGAGAUGAAGGCGCAGCGCGCACAAUUCCAUGCGGAUCUGCGCAUUGCCAUCAAUGAGGAUGACAUCACGACCAAGGUGAUUGCCCAUGGCGGCCAGGAGGGCCUGCAGGUGCUCUUCGCCACCGAGCUGGCCAAGCACGAUCGCCUCACCCAGCUGCUCGAUCAGAAUAUGCUGGCCCAACAAAAUAUAUUGCAGGCCCUGACAGAGGCGUAUGCGCGUGCCGCACCCGUGUUAAAAACGCUGCAGGAUGUUAAACAAAAGCGCGAGCAUUUUUACAGCUCGCUGGCUGCCUCCUAUGAUGUGUAUGAGGAUCUGCUGGCCAAGUCGGCCAAGGGUCUGGAGUUCUACAAGAAGCUAGCGGGCAAUGUGCAAAAACUCUUGACACGCUUCAAGUCCGCACGCGAUGUCCAAUCCGAGGAGCGACAGCAGCGUCUGCAGAGCGUCAAAGCGGCGCCAGCUGCUGCCGCAAUGCCCGCUGUCAGCAAGCCAGAAAUUGUGUCCACUGCCACCAGCGGCGCGCCCAAACUACGUGAUUAUCUGAAGGCUAAACAAAAUGGCAUUGCCGCAGCUACACUGGAUGCCGCAGCCUAUCUGCCCACUGUGCGCCCGGUUCCGGUGGGCUCUGAGAAUCCCACGCAGGCCGCCUGCUCUGUUUAUGCUAGCGCACCGCCGCCCAAUGAGCCGCCGCCGCCCUACAGCCUGCAGCAGCAGCAAUACUACGAUCCCAAUGCCGCGGGCUAUACCAAUCCAAUGUAUCAGCAACAGCAGCAGCACAUUGCGCCGCCCGCCUACAAGGCGCAAGCCUCGCCCAACUCACAAACGCUGCAUGGCGCCAUGGCACAACUCAGCAUGCAACAGCAGCAACAGCAGCAGCAGCAGCAACAUCAGUUGCCCCCGGCGGAGCCAGCCGCAGCUUAUGGCCAGCAAUCACAAUUGGGCUAUGGCUACAAUUAUCCACUGGCGUAUCCAGCGCCUGCAGCCUCACCUGCUCAACAGAACUACAACUACCAGCAGCCGCUCUAUGUGGCCACAUCCGCGCAGCCCAGCGAGCCUUUGAGCUAUUCACAGCCACAGCAGUUGGGAUAUGCCCAGCAGCAGACGACACAGCAGCCCCUGGCCCAUCAACAAGCCAAUGCUGCACAGGCUUAUCCGCCAGCUGUGACUGCUACCCAGCAGGCAUCCAGUUUUAUGUAUCCGCAGCCAGCUGCUGCGGCAUACGGUCAGCAGGCACAGGCAGUGCCACAGCAGCCAGCCCAAUCUCAGACACCCCAACCAGCUGGCAGUUAUUCCCAAUCGCAGACGCCCCAACAAGCAGCCAGUUAUGCUCAAGCCCAAACUCCGCAGCAGCAGCCAACUGCGGCCUAUUCUGCUGCGCCUCAGCCUACAGCCUAUGGUCAGCCUUCAAGUUUUGGCCAGCCUCAGAUGCCAGCGCAGCCAGCUUUGUAUCCUUCACAGGCGGUGCCAUCAACGCCAGCAGCCAUGCAAUAUCCAGUGGCCACCGCCGGCUCAGUGCCAGUUCCCAGUGUUGAUACCAAUUUCUUGAGCUACUCAAAUCAUCCUGGCUACAGCUUUAAUCCACAAACGGGCAUCUAUGAGUACAGCAGUGGCUAUCAGCAUGAGAGCAACAAUAUUCCAAAGGUUUCGCAUGGACAAUUUGGCCAAUUCACGCAAAGCGGACAACAGCAGGCGGCCAUUGUGGGCACCACAGACUCGGAGCAAGCCAAUCGCAGCAGUUUGGCCACGGGCUUUGAUUCGCCCAUCGUUUCGCAUACAAAGGCAGCAAGUGGCGCCGCCGACUCUAGUGCUCCGAGUCAGCCGGCCGAGGUGACGGGUAACUAUUAUACACCACCAUAUGGCUAUCAUUCGGCUGGCGGAACGCUCACACAGCAGCCACAGCCGCAGCUGCAGGCGGAGCAGCAGCCUGCAACAACAGCUGCCGCGGCGCCCAUCAAUCCGAAGUCCUCAAUUUAUAUGCAGAGCGGCGGCAGCAGCAUUGCCAACACCCAGACGACCACGAGCAGCGCACCCUAUGCCUCAUCGGCGCUGCAGAGCGAAACCAAGCCGACAACGUCCGAUGUCAGCAAUGUGGACUUGCUUAGCGAUUUGGACUUGGACUGUGCGGGCGCGGUGCCGCCGCCGUUGCUGCAGCCACAGAUUGUGGCAACACCAACGCCGCCGCCUUCCGUGGCUGCGAGCGAUUGUGCCGUGGAUGCCGUUGCCGGCACACCCACAGCUGCUGCAAUCUCGCCGAUGGCCUCGCCUUCAGUGUCAGCGGCUGCAGCGCUGCGUAAAAAUAGUAUUGACAAUCUUUCCAAUUGCUCAGAUUUGAGCUCGCUGGAGAACUUUGACUGGGAUUCGGUUUCAUUGACACAUUCCGCCAGCGAAAAGCAACAGGCAACAAAUGGACAUCCUCUAAUUGCAUUCCAAAUGCGCGCUCACGAUCCGUUCGGCGAUGAUAAGACGCUCAAAUACUUCCACAAGGAGGUGGAGAGCUACGAGAAGCUCGUUGAGAAUUUACAUGUCAAAAUGUUAAAUGGCAAUACCCAGCUGGGCAGCAAAUGGUUGGAGUUGCAGCAGAAGCUGGAUAAGGACACCAUCGUGAAACGCACGACGACCAUAGCAAAGCUGUUUCCCGAGAAGAAUCGCUCACUGGACUGUCUGCCCUACGAUCAUGCGCGCGUCAAGCUGGACAAGCAGACGGAUGACUAUAUCAAUGCGGCUUACAUGAAGUGCCUCAGCGCUGGUUGUCCAAACAUUAUCGUAUCACAAACUCCGCAAGCGAACACCAUCAACGAUUUCUGGUCCAUGAUUUGGUCAGAAAAGUCUCGCACUGUAGUUUGCCUGCACACCACCAAUGAGCUCUUUGAUCCCUAUUGGCCGCAGUUGCUCAACCAGUCCACACACUACGACGACUAUACUGUGAACUGUGUAAAGCUGCAGCAGCUCAGCCACUGCACGGAGUACCAACUGAAGCUAUCGAUGCAUGGCGCCGAUGCUAUUCUGGACCUGUCGCUGCUGCAGCUCAAGCAAUGGACCAAAGCUUCGCCCACUCAAUUGCUGGGCAUAGCGCAGAAUGCGCUGCAGACGCAUCAGCAGCGUUGUCUGGCCGCCAAUGCGCCCACAUCACCGCUCAUUUUGAACUGUUUGACGGGCUCCGAGCGCUCCGAGCUGGUGGCCAUUGCAAUUUGUGCAUUGAUGGGCACGCAAAACAAGCGGCCCAUUUUAAUAAAUGUGGUCGAUGUGUGGUCACGUAUUUGCAUGCAGCGACAAAAUUCGCUCCGUGACGCAGCCAUCCUGGAGCAGUCCAUGCAAAUCGUCUUGAGCAAUGCUCAUAAUGUGCUCAACAAACGUGGGAUUAUGACAUCAUAUCAAAUGAAAAUGGCACCCCAGGUAACAGCCAAGGAGCAACAGGAGACCAAGGAUCCAUUAAACGAACUGGAUGCGCUGUGGAAAAUGAAAUAAACGACUGACGAUGCUUGCAUCGCAAAGUUGCUUAAUAUAUAUAUAUACACACACAUUUUAAUCAAAAUGAUAAUGUUUAUAAUAUUUAUACAACUAUUUACUACAACUAUCAACUACCUACACACACAUAUAUACAUAUUUAUACACGGCUCGAAGAUUGUUGCAAACAAUUGAUGGGCGAUAAAAAGAAAACAUAGUAUUGAAUUAACAAAACAUUUGAAUUGUAUUUGUCCUUCUAUUAACUUGUUAUAUCAAAUGUAUUUCAAACUAUGGUGAUGUUUAUUAAUGCUGACUAUAUCUCUAUAUCUAAAAACGUUUAUGAAACUCUAUGUCAUGAUUUUGCGCGUAUCUAACGGCAAAUUGAUCAAUAAACGUAUGCAAAUAAAUUAA